Messenger RNA from Cylindrotheca closterium, 387 nucleotides. The record is from the annotation of a GenBank genome assembly. NCBI's taxonomy places the organism in Eukaryota, Bacillariophyta, Bacillariophyceae, Bacillariales, Bacillariaceae.
AUGAUGCUCUCAAACCUCUUAUUAUUUGUGCUUCCAACGUUAUCGUUGUCAUUCAUGACCCAGUCAGCGCCCCGCGUGGAAACGGCUCUUUUCGAUGGUGACGGAACUGGAGGCUGGGGAAUUGGAUCCUCUCGAGAACUAACACCAGAAGAAUUUGCCCGGAGUGAUAGAGCCUACUUUGAUGGCUACAAAAUGAGUGAACAAGGUGACUUUCGUCGGCAGAUCGCAGACGAUAAGGAAUCCUUGAAGCAGCAAGAAUUGGAAGAAUUGUUGGGAGUGGCCGCCAUUGCUGGAAUCAAGGUUAAGAAUCCAUCGGAACGGUUGAACAAAUUUGAGGACGCUGGCUUUGCAGCUGAUGAUGAUGAAGAUUUGGAUUUGAGUAUCUAA